This is a messenger RNA of Saimiri boliviensis boliviensis (Bolivian squirrel monkey), 2124 nucleotides long. Its product is annotated as macrophage-expressed gene 1 protein-like. Lineage: Eukaryota; Metazoa; Chordata; Mammalia; Primates; Cebidae. The record is from RefSeq and is a predicted model, not a curated record.
AUGAACAGCAUCAGGGCUGCCAUCCUCUUCUGGGCAGUGGCAGGAUGGGCUAAAUCAGGCAAGCCUCCAGGAGAGACAGAUGAAGUUGGAUUUCAAAAAUGCAAGGAUGCCUUGAAACUACCUGUCCUGGAAGUCCUACCUGGAGGGGGCUGGGACAAUCUGCGGAAUAUGGACAUGGGACGGGUGAUGGACCUGACUUACACCAACUGCAGGACAACGGAGGAUGGACAGUAUAUCAUCCCUGAUGAAAUCUUCACCAUUCCCCAGAAACAGAGCAACCUGGAGAUGAACUCAGAAAUCCUGGAAUCAUGGACAAAUUACCAGAGCAGCACGUCCUACUCCAUCAACACAGAACUCUCUCUUUUUUCCAAAGUGAAUGGCAAGUUCUCCACGGAGUUCCAAAGAAUGAAGACCCUUCAAGUGAAGGACAAGGCUGUUACUACCCGAGUUCAGGUGAGAAACCUGAUCUACACAGUCAAAAUCAACCCAGCUUUAGAGCUAAGCUCAGGUUUUAGGAAGGAGCUCCGGGACAUCUCUGACUAUCUAGAGAACAACCAGACGAGGAUGGCCACCUACCUGGCAGAACUCCUUGUCCUCAACUAUGGCACCCACGUCAUCACCAGUGUGGAUGCUGGGGCUGCUCUUAUUCAGGAGGACCACAUCAGGGCAUCCUUCUUCCAAGACAGCCAGAGCAGUCGUAGUGCUCUGACUGCAUCUGCUGGAGCUGCCUUCCAAAACACUGUGAACUUCCAAUCUGAGGCAAACCACGCCUCACAGAAUGUCCUCACCAAGAGCUACCUCUCAAACAGAACCAACUCCAGGGUGCAGAGCAUUGGAGGGGUUCCUUUUUACCCAGGCAUCACCCUCCAGGCUUGGCAGCAGGGCAUCGCCAACCACCUGGUAGCCAUCGACCGCACUGGCCUGCCUCUGCAUUUCUUCAUCAACCCCAACAUGCUGCCUGACUUGCCAGGCCCUCUGGUGAAGAAGGUGUCACAGACAGUGGGAACUGCUGUGAAAAGCUAUUACACGUUCAACACCUACCCUGGCUGCACAGAUCUCAAUUCUCCCAACUUCAAUUUUCAGGCCAACACAGAUGAUGGUUCCUGCGAGGGGACAAUGACCAACUUCUUUUUUGGUGGGGUUUAUCAGGAAUGUAGCCAGUCCUCAGGGAAUGGGAAUGUCUUCCUCUGCCCAGAGUUGGAGCAGAAGAAUCCACUGACUGGUAAUUUCUCCUGCCCCUCUGGCUACUUCCCGGUGCACUUGCUAUCCCAGACCCGUGAGGAGGGUUACAACCAUCUGGAGUGUCGUAAGAAGUGCACCCUCCGCAUCUUCUGCAAGACAGUGUGUGAAGAUGUGUUCAAGGUGGCAAAGGCUGAAUUUAGGGCUUUUUGGUGUGCAUCCAGUAGCCAAGUACCUGAACACUCAGGACUCCUUUUUGGGGGCCUCUUCAGCAGUAAGAGCAUAAACCCCGUGACAAAUGCGCAGUCAUGUCCAACCAGCUACUUUCCCCUGAAAAUCUUUGAAAACCUCAAGGUAUGUGUUUCUCAGGACUAUGAGUUGGGAAGCAGGUUUGCGGUUCCCUUUGGUGGGUUCUUCAGCUGCACAGUCGGGAACCCCCUGGUGGAUCCAGCCACAUCCAAAGAUUUAGGGGCACCUUCCCUGAAAAAGUGCCCUAGGGGCUUCAGUCAGCACCUAGCCCUCAUCAGCGACGGAUGCCAAGUGUCCUACUGCGUCAAGUCUGGGCUUUUCAGUGAAAAGUUUCUUCCCCCUGCUAGUCUCCCACCUUUCACUCAGCCACCCCUUGUGAGUCAGGCUGACACCAACACUGUCAUAGUGACCAAUUCUGAGAAUUCGAGAGCCUGGAUUAAGGACUCCAAGACCCAUCGCUGGAGGCUGGGAGAGCCGUUAGCGCUGCAAACUGCCAUGAAUGGCAUCCAUGGGGAUGAUGGUGGUGUGUCAGGAGGGUCUACAGCUGGGAUCGCAGUGGGAACCACCAUCAUUCUGGCUGUUCUCAUCACCCUGGCCAUCUAUGGUACCCGAAAGUUCAAGAAGAAGGGAUACUGGGCAUUUGGGAAGAGGCAGGGUUUUGUUCCAGGCAUUGCAGCAACUGGAGACACCCCUUGA